CUAACGCGUUACCUACAAUUUUUAUACACAAUCAAAUUCAGAUCCACCGACUCCAAACCCUCUUCAAUACCUUAAACCAAGAAAUCCAUACGUCUACAACCAAAAUCAUCUCUCCAGAUCUUCGGCAUCAAAUUCUCCCUCUAAAUCUCCGGCUACAAUGGCUUCAUCACCGGCGAUUCUUCCCAUCUCAAACCAACAGACCAUUUCCACCGGUGAAUCCCAGGCGCCCGUUUCCACCCCUGCAGUCCGUGCUUUUAUCAACACCGUCACCGAAAACGUCCGAUCUGGACUCUCCAGUCGCCGUCCAUGGUCUGAACUCGUCGACCGCUCAGCGUUCUCCAAACCUGAUUCCAUAACCGACGCCGCUGGCCGGAUCCGAAAGAACUAUUCAUACUUCCGCGUUAACUAUAUCACCAUCAUCGCCGCUGUCCUCGGGUUCUCGCUCCUCACAAAUCCUUUCUCUCUGAUCAUCCUCGUCGGCCUCCUCGCCGCCUGGCUCUUCCUCUACCUCUUCCGUCCCUCCGAUCCGCCGUUGGUGAUCUUCGGCCGUACAUUCUCCGAGCGUGAAACCCUAGGCCUGUUGAUUAUCUCGAGCAUCGUCGUGAUCUUUCUCACAAGUGUCGGAUCUGUACUGAUCUCCGCGUUGCUUCUUGGAACGGCGGUUGUUUCUGCUCAUGGUGCUUUCAGGACUCCAGAAGAUCUAUUCCUUGAUGAACAAGAGCCUGGUGCUUCCACCGGAUUUCUCUCGUUCCUAAGCGGCGCCGCCUCCAGUGCGGCCGUUUCUGCCGCGCCAGUGGUUGCUGCUGCUCGUGUCUGAGUCGAUCCCUAAAUCGGUUUGAUCCAAACUAUGCUUUGUUUUGUCAAUUUGAAAAGAUUAACUGUAUUAUGAUCGAUUGUUAGAUUGUGCAGCACUGAGUCAUCGUUCAUAAAAUUUGUGUCUAGUUGAUUACCAAUUCGGUUUAUAUUUUUGAUGUGUAUUUUACUUACUUUUGUUAUAAACAUGAUAUUUUGAUCUACAUUUUCAAUCUUUGUCA
This is a messenger RNA of Lactuca sativa (garden lettuce), 1034 nucleotides long. RefSeq names its product PRA1 family protein B4. The record is from RefSeq and is a predicted model, not a curated record. Gene Ontology annotation, cellular component: Golgi apparatus; endoplasmic reticulum. Gene Ontology annotation, biological process: vesicle-mediated transport. Lineage: Eukaryota; Viridiplantae; Streptophyta; Magnoliopsida; Asterales; Asteraceae.